Messenger RNA from Neocloeon triangulifer, 1536 nucleotides. RefSeq names its product GPI mannosyltransferase 1 (gene PIG-M). Gene Ontology annotation, biological process: GPI anchor biosynthetic process. Gene Ontology annotation, cellular component: glycosylphosphatidylinositol-mannosyltransferase I complex; membrane. Gene Ontology annotation, molecular function: alpha-1,4-mannosyltransferase activity; GPI mannosyltransferase activity. The transcript has a single exon. Bases 141 to 1337 code for a protein of 398 amino acids. The record is from RefSeq and is a predicted model, not a curated record. NCBI's taxonomy places the organism in Eukaryota, Metazoa, Arthropoda, Insecta, Ephemeroptera, Baetidae.
UUCUGGCCGAGUGUUCCGGCGAAGGUGCCGCCUACGCCCGGUGCGUGCUCGAGCACAAGGACAACCUGCAGAAGGGAGACUGCACCAAGGAGUUUGAGCGGCUGGCGAAGUGCGUCCGGGCCAAGGCUCGGCCCUGAAAAAUGUUCGAGUCGAUUCGCAGCGCCUUCAAAGGGGUCGAGCAACACCUUUUGAGGGCGCUGGUCCUCCGCCUGGCAUUGGUGGCCGCCUCUGGCCUCUUGGACCACCACCUUCCCGUCAAGUACACUGACGUUGACUACCUGGUGUUCAGCGAUGCGGCCGCCCACGUGGCCGCUGGCCGCUCGCCCUACCAACGCCACACUUACAGGUACCCUCCAAUCCUGGCCUGGCUGCUCGUGCCCAACCUGUGGCUGCACCCGGCCUUCGGCAAAGUCCUCUUCUCGCUUGCAGACGUGGCCGUCGGCCUCCUUAUCCACCGCCUUCUACUGGCCGGUGGCAUCGAGGCGGCCACGGCGGCCACUUUUGCUCAAGCCUGGUGGCUCAACCCGAUUCCCAUCGUCAUCUGCACUCGAGGCAGUGCCGACGCCCUGACGGCCUGUUUGGUCCUGGCCGCCUUGCUGGCCGCCCAGAAGGCCCGACCUGGGCUCACUGGCCUCCUCAUGGGCACGGCCGUCCACCUUCGACUUUAUCCAGUCGUCCUGGGUUUCAACUUUCUGGCCGCUUGUUCGACCAACUCGGCCAGGUUCCGGCUCUGUUUGGCCGGAGCCGUGUCCUUCGGCCUGCUGACCUGGUUCAGUUGGUUGUUCUACGGCCACGAGUUCCUCGAGCACAGCUACCUGUACCACUUGGACAGAAGAGACGCUCGGCAUAACUUUUCACCCCUUUUCUACCCCCUGUACCUGAUGGGGGCCAAGGCUGCCUGGCUGGGCACCCUGAGUCUGGUGCUGCAGGCGGCCCUGGUGAUCACCGUGGCCAUGGCCUUCGCCAAGAGGAAGGCUGACCUGCCGUUCGCCUCCUUCUGCGCCUGCGCCAUUUUCGUGGCCUACAACAAGGUGGUCACUGCCCAGUACUUCAUCUGGUUCCUGUCGCUGCUGCCGGCGUGUGCCGCCAGACUCAGGGUGUCGGCCACCAGGGCCCUGGUGCUCACUGGCAUCUGGCUGGUCACGCAGGUCACGUGGUUGCUGCCGGCCUACCUGCUUGAGUUCCAGGGACUUAACACCUUCCUGCUCAUCUGGCUGUACUCGCUGGCCUUCUUCAUCGUCAACGUGUUUGUGUUGGCCGAGCUGGCCGCCUGCUACCAGCCGGCGCCGCCACCCCACCACACCACGCGGCCAAAGCCGAGGACAGUGCGAAGGUGAACCAAACCAAAUGACCCUAGUCGAGUGACAGAACAGAUAAUUGCAAUAGUGCCUCCCUAUAAGGAGGAUAGAUACGAAGUGAGGUCAAAAGACCGUAAGUAAAUUUAACCUUCGUUAAUUUGACUCAGUCUGACCUUUGGUUGUUGGUAUACAUGUAAUUUUGGUAUAAAUAAAAUAAAGGCAGUGAUUGUUCUAUAGC